AUGAUGUUCUCGACGAGACUCGCUAUGGGGGCCCUGCUGCGGCGGGCCGCGCUGCCGACGGUCAGAAGGGCUGCUUGGAAGGCCGGUGUUGGUGGGUCCGCUUUGGCGCUGGUCGCAACGGGCUACAACAGUUCACAGAUCCGACUGGAGGGUCGUCCUGCGAGUUCCCUGGCCAUAGGAGAUACCUUCGAGAUGAAGAUGUACUUGGAGUCGCAGCGGGAACUCGACGCUGCAAGGGAACGGAAGAGAGACACCGCGGUGCAGAGGUCCCGCUCUCUGGUCGUACGGCUCUGCAAACGGCUUUGGUUCGCAAUGGACGACCUACUGUGGUCGCCACUGUGCACAGUCGUACGGUUUGCACACCUCGCUUUGCUCAUUGUACCCCUUGCGGCAGCGUACCCUGUGUGUGCUACGGCCCAGUGGUACAAGCUCGUCAGGUUUAUCUGCCAGCACGCUGGCCCCACUUUCAUCAAACUGGGUCAAUGGGCAGCAUCCCGUACGGACCUGUUUCCGCCAGAACUCUGUGAGGAACUCUCGUCUCUCCACAGCAACGUGAGCCCGCACCCAUUCGCAUACACGGAGUCCACGCUGUGCGAGGUGUUCCAAGUCGAACGGCUCGACCAAGUAUUCGAUGAGUUCCACCGCACACCUUUGGGUGUAGGGGCUAUUGCACAAGUUCAUGCGGCACACCGAAGGGAUACGGACCAGUGGUGUGCAGUCAAGAUCAUCCACCCUCGUGCGGCACGCAUCAUCAACAGGGACCUCCAGAUCAUGCGGUUCUGGGCAGCCACGGUCAACAUGAUCCCCACGAUGGAGUGGCUUUCGCUCCCUGACGAAGUCGCCCAAUUCGCAAUCCUAAUGCGCCUGCAAUUGGACCUCAGGAUUGAAGCGCAAAACCUGACCAGGUUCCAUGAGAACUUCCCGCAAUCAGUGACCACUAAGUUCCCACAGGCCCUCGACAUGGAACAUACAACCCGCGACGUUCUCAUAGAAGAAUAUAUCAACGGGUUCCCCAUGGGGAAGUUCCUACAGGAGAAGACUCGCAUUGGCGACCCGGAACUGACCCGCCGCGUCAGCGUACCCUUCGUCGACGCGUUCCUCCAGAUGCUCAUCCUGGACGACUUUGUCCACGCGGACUUGCACCCGGGGAACGUCAUGGUCAGGUUUGUCCGCACCAACAAGCUCGGCACCCAGGUAAUCUCCUCGGAGCAAGAACACGACCGUAUAGUCAACGAAUUGAAGGACUUGUCUCGAACCCACAGCGACGCACUCACUGGGAAGCUUGUUUGUUUACUCACUGAUUACACGCCGCAGAUAUGUUUCAUAGACGUUGGGCUCGUCACUGAACUCAACGAAACGAACCGUGUCAAUUUCAUCGACUUGUUCAACGCGCUUGCCAGUUUCGAUGGGUACAAAGCUGGUGAAUUGAUGGUCGAGCGGUCGCGCACCCCAGAGACUGCGAUCGACAAGCAAGGGUUUGCCUCGAAAGUGGACCGGCUCGUCCGGGAGGUCAAGCAGCGGACUUUCACGCUGGGCACGAUCUCGAUUGGCGACCUUCUCGAGCAGAUGCUUUCGAUGGUCCGCUCGCACCACGUCCGCAUGGAGGGUGACUUCGCGUCGAUGGUCAUUGCGAUCUUACUUUUGGAGGGGAUUGGCCGCCAACUGGACCCGGACCUCGACUUGUUUGAGAGCUCGCUGCCUUUGCUCCGCGAGUACGCGAUAAACCGCGAGGCCCACUCGUUCCUCAACAGCACAGACAUGUGGCAGAUGGGUGCGCUGUGGGUGGCACUAGAGACCAAAAAACUCAUGCACUUGACCAUCAAAGAGAUAUACAACCUGCUCAAGACGGACCAACUGUGCCCGAACUACUAG
Messenger RNA from Huiozyma naganishii CBS 8797, 1872 nucleotides. It is a transcript of the gene CQD1, whose product is annotated as Cqd1p. Gene Ontology annotation, molecular function: ATP binding; protein kinase activity. Gene Ontology annotation, biological process: protein phosphorylation. Gene Ontology annotation, cellular component: mitochondrion. NCBI's taxonomy places the organism in Eukaryota, Fungi, Ascomycota, Saccharomycetes, Saccharomycetales, Saccharomycetaceae. The coding region runs from base 1 to 1872 and encodes 623 amino acids. The record is from RefSeq and is a predicted model, not a curated record. The transcript has a single exon.